UUUCAUACAAUGCCGAGCAUUUCUCCACUCUCAUUCAGCAGCUGCCCGUUCGGAGAGCCACGGUCCGAAUGUGCGUAAAACCAAAAUCAACCCACAAACGCAGAUAGAUAGCGACUCGUAUCAGUCACCGAGAGAGAAGGAGGGAGAGAGAGAGAGGGAGGGAGAGAGAGAGAGAAAGAGAGAGGGAGGGAGAGAGAGAGAGAAAGAAAGAGAGAGAGAGAGGGAGAGAGAGAGAGAGAGAGAGAAAACCGAAAACGCGGAGAGAACCAGGAGCAAGAGCCACCGACCAACAGUUUAUUUCCACUCAGCGGAGGAAUUAACCUGAAGGCUUCGUCGCAGAGAGCCGUUGAUAUUCAAGAUACUGAGUGACACCUCCGUUGAACACACACCAACUGAAGAGAUUGACCUUACAACUUGAAUCAUGGAACCUGCUCAGUCAGAGAUGAACAUCAUAUCCAACGGGAAAAGCCACGACCCCGGAGAAGACAUGAAUGUGCAAAUGAAGACAUUUCUAGAGGAGGAUCAGAAUGGCACUCAAACAGUCAGAUUUGAUGAUCCUGACGGAGGCCUGGAAAAUGACACAUUUUUGCCCAGUGCAGAUGGGAAGAAACCUGUACGCUUCACAGAUUUUGAAGGGAAGACCUCUUUUGGCAUGUCUGUCUUCAACCUGGGUAACGCUAUUAUGGGCAGUGGGAUCCUGGGAUUGGCCUAUGCCAUGGCCAACACUGGCGUACUCCUCUUCUUGUUUCUUCUGACUGCAGUCGCAGCCUUGUCGUCUUACUCCAUUCAUCUGCUGCUUAAAUCCUCUGGCAUUGUGGGAAUUCGAGCUUAUGAAGAGCUGGGGUACAGAGCCUUUGGCACUACAGGAAAAAUGGCUGCCGGUAUAGCAAUAACACUGCAGAAUAUUGGAGCUAUGUCCAGCUACCUGUACAUCGUUAAAUCGGAGUUGCCGCUGGUCAUCCAAGCUUUCCUGAAGGCGGAUCCCACCGCUGAUUUGUGGUACUUGAAUGGAAACUACCUGGUCAUCAUGGUCUCUGCCAGUAUCAUCCUGCCCCUGGCGUUAAUGAAGCAACUUGGUUACCUCGGCUAUACCAGUGGAUUUUCUCUCGGCUGCAUGGUGUUCUUUCUCACUGCGGUUAUCUAUAAGAAGUUUCAGAUUCCCUGCCCGUUCGAGGAGUUCUCGACCAACAGCACUGCUGCCCUCCUCAGCUUGAACAUCUCAAGCCAUGGCCACGAGUACACCAACGGUGUUGUUCACGCAGACGACGACUGCUCCCCGCGCAUGUUCACCAUCAACUCACAGACAGCAUACACCAUUCCCAUCUUGGCCUUCGCCUUCGUCUGCCACCCCGAGGUCCUGCCCAUUUACACUGAGCUCCGCAAUCCCACGAAGAAGAGGAUGCAGAGUGUGUCCAACAUCUCCAUCCUUGUCAUGUACAGCAUGUACUUUCUUGCAGCUCUCUUUGGCUACCUGACCUUCUAUGGCAAUGUGGAGCCUGAACUGCUGCACACGUACAGCCGGAUCGAUCCCUAUGACACUUUGAUUCUGUGUGUGCGUGUGGCCGUCCUCACCGCCGUCACACUGACCGUCCCCAUCGUGCUGUUCCCUGUGCGCAGAGCCAUCCAGCACAUGUUAUUCCCCACCAAGUCUUUCAACUGGUUGCGUCACACUGCCAUCGCCAUCAUUCUGCUCACCCUCAUCAACCUGCUGGUGAUAUUUGCCCCAAACAUUCUGGGCAUCUUCGGCAUCAUCGGUGCCACCUCGGCCCCCUGCCUCAUUUUCAUUUUCCCCGCCAUUUUCUACAUCCGCAUCGUCCCCAAAGACGAGGAACCCAUGAACUCUGUUCCCAAGAUCCUGGCUGCCUGUUUUGCUGCUCUGGGCGUCUCCUUCAUGGUAAUGAGUCUGAGCUUCAUUAUCGCUGACUGGACAACGGGGAGCGGCCAUGCUGCAGGAGGCCACUAGAGGCUGUUUCAGUGUGUAGGCUUAGCAAAUGGGAGGGGGGGGGGGGGGGGGGGGGGGGUGGAAGAAGCACUAUCACCUCAGUGGGAACACACUAACUACAGUGCCGCCCAGUUCACAGCCUGGGGUUUGUAACGGUAAAACAAUAUAUACAAUAUUGAAAUGUGGGUUGGAAUCACAUUUAUAUUUUAACCAAGUUGAAUUAACUUUUUUACACUUAUCUGAACAAAGUCCUUUCAUAAGAAUGUUUCAUAAUCCGAUUGAACUUAGUGCAAUGGUCAUUUAAUUUAUAUGAAUAAUCAGGAGGGAACAGUUUUUUUUUUUCAUCAUCUGUUGUGUGACAAAGUCCAUAUCCAACAAUGGUGAAAUGGUCCUUUCCUGUUGCUUCCUCUUUAUUUACACACAAACAGCUGCAGCUGGUACUGUAUAGAAAAGUUGCUAUGAUUGUAUUUUAGGCUGGAGACAGGAAGGCGUCAAUAUAUACACUACAGAGGGCUAAAUAACUCAGAAGUUAUUUUUACACGAGUAUUUUUCUCAGAACAGGACUCAUCCUGAACCAGCAGCACUCUGAACUGUUCACCACCAUGUAACGUGAGAUACAAAGUGCUGCAAAGCCUUAAAGUGCAGGUGACAUUUCAUUUUCGUGAUCUGCCAUUUGCCAGAGUUAUAAUGUGGUGUGGUAUUACACAGUUUAUGCUUUUGUUUCAUAUGCAUAAAUCAAUUGCCUUUCAAUAUUUGGAACAACACAGUAAAAAAAGGAAUGCUUAUUUAUUUAGCGACUAUAAGUUUGUUUAAUUUCAAAUGGACCGUAUUUAGCUACUGUAUAUGAUGAAGUUAAUGAUCCAAAAGCCUGUAUGAUUUCAGUUUUUGUUUUCGCUAACAGUUCAGUAUAUAGUUAAUGGAAGGCGUUACAGACUGACAAUACCUUGAAUGUGUGAUCAAAUAUAAAGAGCUUGAUUUAAGGAUUUGAUUCCGCGCUUUGUAAAAAAGUUUUAGCACAUACGCCAAACUGUGACCUUGAAUAUGAACCGAGUACAGUUCAAGUUUACCCCAGCAGUUCACUUUUCAGCCUUUCUCAUGAACCUCAUUAAUUCUUGAUUAUACCCCCCCCCCCCUUAAAUUUCUCAUUAAUUUCUUUGCCUACAUUCAGAACUUAUAUUUAUUCAUAUAUGAUAAAUAAUAGUUACAAGUUGCAGUACUUCCUUGGAUUUUUACGAUGCUUACAUUGAGGGAAAAUUUGAAUACCAGAAGCCAUAAAUAAUACAUUGAUAUUUUAGGAAAUACUCGUAAUGAACAACAGCCAGGAAACUUUUAGCUUAGCAUAAAGAUCAGGAGAGGGGGUAAAAAAAUAAGUAGAUAAAUAAAUCAGCAACUCUUACAACUAAGCCCCCCCCCCCCCCCCUCUCUCUCUCUCACUCACACACACACUCACUCUCACACACACACACACACACACACACACACACGCUCAAAGUGGUAUUGAUCUUCUAAUCAAUUAAGAAUGUUUUUUUUAAAUAUUCAAAAUUGAAGGGGCCAAAAAAGUAGGUAGAGUACAAAGGAAAAAUGGUUCCUUAUUUUUAUUUUUUAAAUCUAACUGUGGGUUUGUUAAAUGCCCGGCCGCGCAACAUGAAUUUGUAAAGAUAAACCCACUGGUGGGUCUAGCAGAGUUCAUCAGGUUGAUUUUAUCAUUGAUAAUUGAAGAUGUAUUAAUCUGCUGUUAUUCUGACCUAACAUCUCUGCUGUGCUGGUUUGUAUUAUUUUUGAUCUGCUUGUUGAAUAUUUAGACUCAAGGUUCAUGUUUUGCAUGCUGUUACGUCCAGUCUGUCCUGUAGCUGGUGUAGUGAAACUACACAGCAAGAGAUGUUCCCUCCCACAUUUGUCAUAGAUGUCAGUGUAACACUAUACAAUUGGCAUCUUGUGGUGAAGUGGACUGGAGGUCCCAUCCUGUACUAUAGUCACCAUAGUGUUAUGUUAGUAUUAUGAAGCCCUUCUUAAAAGACUUGACAACAAAUAAUGCUGUAAUCCUUACUGUUGUAAUGUCCGGUCAGUGACGACAAAUUCAAUUUGAGGUUAAUUUAGGGAUGCGGAUGAUCACCUCCAAUAUUUGUAAUUCUCCAGACUGAUUUCGGGUCCCAUGAUAGCAAUGGCAAACUGACGCUGACUUUUUACUGAUGACAGGAGCAUUUCUUUAUCCUUCUUUUCUAAAUAUACACUGGCAAAUUAACUGAGCUAAAACAAUGCCAAUCUUUGAAAUUUUGAAAUUAUAGGACAAAUACUCAGUGCUUGUAACGAUGUAAAGGUGGUUUUAUAUGGUAACGCGUGACUCUCAGGCUUCAGCAAAGUCCUGUGUAAACCAUCGCUUCUCUCAUUUUAUUUAUGUAUUCUUCUACUGUUUGUGUUGCGUUUGUUCAGGAGCUCUGAGUCCUGAUCGAGGUGUUUUCAACGGACAAAUUACAAACAACAGCAGGAGAAAUAAUUAGUGCACGUAUCAACCUCCGUCCCUUGCUUUUUUUCCAUGUGUAUUUGCCGUGGCUGUUGUGGUGUGAGCUAAAUGAAGGGUUAGCUUUGUCAUGUUUAGUGAAGUGAGUUUUUAUUCACGCCAAAAUAACAACUGACUACCUACUGCUUCGAAAUGCCUUUAACUUUUAAACAGGUACCACAUAUUAAAUACCAGACACAGUAUAUGAAAUAUGCAUUUUUCCUGUAAUCAAAUCUAUGUGAUAUUUUAUUAUAUUCUAACUGUUGCUAAUGACACAACUAUAAGUUAAUAAUAAGAUAUAUGGGAUCUUGGUGAAUAAGAUGUGGCUUUAUAUAAAUGAUGUAUAUAAAUCUAAACCUUUUAUAUUUGUGAUGCAUAUUUACAGUAGCUUGUAAAGUGUAAAUAGCAGGGACAGUUUUAGUUUGGCAAUAAAAUAAUUGUAGAUGUU
This is a messenger RNA of Scophthalmus maximus (turbot), 4887 nucleotides long. RefSeq names its product solute carrier family 38 member 3b (gene slc38a3b). Bases 422 to 1963 code for a protein of 513 amino acids. NCBI's taxonomy places the organism in Eukaryota, Metazoa, Chordata, Actinopteri, Pleuronectiformes, Scophthalmidae. Gene Ontology annotation, biological process: amino acid transmembrane transport; asparagine transport; L-glutamine transport. The transcript has 17 exons. Gene Ontology annotation, molecular function: L-glutamine transmembrane transporter activity; L-histidine transmembrane transporter activity; L-asparagine transmembrane transporter activity. The record is from RefSeq and is a predicted model, not a curated record.